GCGUUCGUGCGCGUGUCUGCGUCAACUUGUGAAGGGUCGACAAGAGAUCAGCAAGGUCCCAAAGCUUCAUGUAAACGUUGAAGCGAAUGCUGUUGAAGUUUUGACUCGUGAAGAGAAUUACUGAGGGCCAGGGGGGGUGGAAAAGACAACACCGACUCUUGAAAUAUAAUCUUCAAAAGAAUAUGUACUACGGCGCUCUGCUUUUUUGUCACCUCUUGAUAAUAAGUACCGUGGAAGCUGGUACAGGUGGAGUGUCAUUUUGGAGGGAGAACUUCACAAUGACAUGUCCGGAAAGUGGGACUUGGUUCAAAAAAGAACAAUCCCUGGGCACUUCAAGCAAUUCCUUGAUGGUUGAUGGCAAAAACAGAGGCCUUUACCAUUGUGAAUAUGAUCAGAACGAAAAAAAGCUCAAGUAUUACUUCUACGUGGAAGGAAAGGGUGAGUACACACAGUCUAUGUGUUUGUUUGUGAUCUUUGUGAUUGUUGAGGUCUUACUUGCUGUCCACCCGUCUUCAGUCUGCGCUAAUUGCUUUGAGCUGGACGCAGCACUGUUUGGGAUGUUCAUCGUCGCCGAUGUGAGCGUAACAAUUAUACUGAUGAUAUUCAUCUACAAGUGCACCAAGAAGAAAAAUUCACCGGGUACGAAAGUACCUGCAGGCCCGGCCGUCCCUUCUCCAGAUUAUGACCACCUGAGCGCGCACGCCCACUCCCAGGACCAAUACUCUUUUAUCAACAGCGGCAAACCAAGAUGAGCCACCUAUGGCUGGUUACAAAUUGAAGACGGAAGACACGAGCAACUGAAUUAAUCAAGAGACAUUUUGCUCUGAUCCGCGCUCGUAGUCUGGCAUCUCACAAAGUUUAUAUUGCCACUAGGAAGUCACUCAUUUCAUCAUAAUCAACAUUCACAAGCAUGACACAAAAGUAGGAUCAUGACUCAACUUGUUCCCAAGGGAAAAAAAUACAAAAAGUUCAACUUUAUGUGCAAAUUGGAGCAUUUCGUAGCAACGUGUGGCCAUUCGUAACGUCGGUGUGCAAUACACUUGACAAACAUGGUUGAUAUACGCUGGACAUAAAGGGCGACAGAGACUAUGAAAUGGGACUUCUAAGGCCAAAAAUCAUAUUCCCUUGCGUGCUGGAUGAUCUAUUAUUGGGUAUGA
Hippocampus zosterae (dwarf seahorse) is the source of this 1157-nucleotide messenger RNA. Its product is annotated as T-cell surface glycoprotein CD3 epsilon chain-like. The record is from RefSeq and is a predicted model, not a curated record. NCBI's taxonomy places the organism in Eukaryota, Metazoa, Chordata, Actinopteri, Syngnathiformes, Syngnathidae. Gene Ontology annotation, cellular component: external side of plasma membrane; alpha-beta T cell receptor complex. Bases 183 to 752 code for a protein of 189 amino acids. Gene Ontology annotation, biological process: positive thymic T cell selection; cell surface receptor signaling pathway. The transcript has 4 exons. Gene Ontology annotation, molecular function: transmembrane signaling receptor activity.